This is a messenger RNA of Callorhinchus milii (elephant shark), 1876 nucleotides long. It is a transcript of the gene vegfc, whose product is annotated as vascular endothelial growth factor c. The transcript is spliced from 7 exons. The record is from RefSeq and is a predicted model, not a curated record. Lineage: Eukaryota; Metazoa; Chordata; Chondrichthyes; Chimaeriformes; Callorhinchidae. Gene Ontology annotation, molecular function: growth factor activity; chemoattractant activity; vascular endothelial growth factor receptor 3 binding. Gene Ontology annotation, biological process: response to hypoxia; positive regulation of mast cell chemotaxis; vascular endothelial growth factor signaling pathway. Bases 152 to 1429 code for a protein of 425 amino acids. Gene Ontology annotation, cellular component: membrane.
GGGGGGGGGGGGUGGUUGGUGUUGUGUUGGCGUUGCAUUUGACCCACAAGGACCCAGGACGAGGAAUUUUUUUCUCUCUCUCUCUCCCUCUCCUCUUUUUUUUUUAAAAAAAACUACGUGUUGCUGCAGCGCAGAGGGUCGGAGCUGAUUUAUGUUGUGUUGCAGCACAAACACAAACAUGCUCAUGCUGGAGAUCUCUCUGUUUUUGCUUUACAUUGUGCAAAGGGACUGCGCUUACGAAUCCAGCCAAGACUAUGACGAUGACGACGAUGAUGAAGAUUAUCACGAUCUGGGGCAAUCCGAGGGUCAUUUGAGCAGUGAGCUGGAACAACAGUUGCGAUCAGUCUCCAGUGUGGAUGAACUCAUGACGAUAUUGUAUCCGGAACACUGGAAAAUGUUAAAAUGCCAUUCGAUGAAAGGCAGCCGAGCGCAUGAUCACUUCAGAGAAGUUGGCUUGGACACAGCCACUGAGGAGCCUGUGACUUUCGCAGCGAUAUAUUCUAACCCCGAGAUUCUAAGAAGUAUUGACAUUGAGUGGAAAAAGACUCAGUGCAUGCCCAGGGAGGUGUGUUUGGACGUGGGGAAAGAAUUUGGGUCACCGACAAACACCAUCUUUAAACCGUCCUGCGUGUCUAUCUACAGAUGUGGUGGCUGUUGCAACAGCGAGGGACUAAUAUGUACGAACACCAGUACUUCGCAUGUUCCCAAAUCACUGUUUGAGAUUGUGAUGCCACUGUCACAAGGAGCCAAACCCGUAACCAUCAGCGUCGCAAAUCACACAAGCUGCAGAUGUAUGUCAAAACUGGAUCAUUUCAGGCAGAUCCACUCCAUCAUCAGACGUUCUCUACCUACGUCCCAUUCAGAUUGUCAUAAGACCAACAAAACCUGUUCCAAAAAUCACACCUGGAAUAAUUAUUUCUGCAGAUGUGUCUUGCAGCACGACUUCAGCAGUUUUAUGCCCCCAAAAAGGGAUACAGAUGGAGACACUGGCUUUCACGUCUGUGGGCCAAAUAAAGAGCUUGAUGAAGAUACCUGUCAGUGUGUAUGUAAAGGUGGUUUGCACCAUUCCAGCUGUGGAGCCCACAAGGAACUGGAUAAAGAAUUGUGCCAGUGUGUGUGCAGAAAUGGACUGUAUCCGGGCAUAUGUGGACCCCAUAGGCAGUUUGAUGCAGAUUCUUGCGAGUGCAUUUGCAAAAAAAGCUGCCCGAGAAAUCACCCUUUAAAUCCAGCGAAAUGCGUCUGUGAAUGUACAGAAUCUCCAAACAAAUGCUUUCUGAAAGGAAAGAGAUUUCAUCCUCAAACCUGCAGUUGCUUCAGGCCACCCUGUGUAGUUCGAACAAGGCGCUGCAGCCAAGGUUAUUACUUCAGUGAGGAGGUGUGUCGCUGUAUUCCAUUACAUUGGAGAAGAUCGCAUAUUGAUUAUUAUUGACAGCGAUUUAGUUUCUUUGGCAAAAGAACAAUUUUCACAAUUUCACACGGACACAUCUGCCAAGAGGUGAACAUUGUAUAAAAGAAUACAUAGUAUUUUACAUGUUGCAUUCAUACGUACACCAGAGACCCAAGAGGCGCGAAGGAGCCCUGGCACUGGACAUUCAAACGACAUGCAGAAAUACAAUGUAGAUUACUACAUUGUCACACAAGGAACUCACCAUGAACUUCAUGUGAUACGCCAAUGACCAAAAGGUCUAGAUUUUUGUCGAGCUCAUUUUUUUUAAGAUAAUGAAUCUAUAUCUAAUUUAUUGCCACCAAAAUGUUGUGCAGCAUUCCUGUUCAUAGCAGUUAACAACUGUAAGAGCUCACUGUGAUCAGUAUUUUUAUAUCAUGUAAAAUAUCUUUAAAAUAAAAGGCAAAAGUGUAUUGUAGAUUGUGUACCCAU